Ostertagia ostertagi is the source of this 483-nucleotide messenger RNA. The record is from the annotation of a GenBank genome assembly. Lineage: Eukaryota; Metazoa; Nematoda; Chromadorea; Rhabditida; Trichostrongylidae.
AUGCACGACAUACCGUACGUGAAGCCUCCGAUUGGACCAGAAAUCGUAUCCUCCAUGACAAUGGCUUGUCAAACGGUUUCUGAGUCACUCGGUUCACAACGAGAAGAGAUGCUUCUUGGUGUGCAGAUUUUGGCUGGAGGAAACAAGGAAGCCCUCGCUGUGGCCCACUGUACAGGAUUCGAUUUGAUCCGCGCGGAGUGUUUUGUGUUCUCUCAUGUAGCCGAUGAGGGCUGGAUGGACGGCUGUGCUGGUGAACUACUCCGAUAUAGGCGUGCAAUCGGAGCCGACUCCAUUGCUGUCGUGACUGAUGUGAAGAAAAAGCACUCAUCUCAUGCUGUUACAUCCGAUCUUUCUAUCGCUGAUGUCGCCGAAGCGGCGCAGUUCUUCCUCGCAGAUGGUGUUAUCGUGACAGGACGCUGCACAGGACAAGCUGCCGAUACCGCAGAUCUUGAAGGUAAGAUGUUAGCUUCCUGCCGAUGCUAA